Ochotona princeps (American pika) is the source of this 3349-nucleotide messenger RNA. RefSeq names its product WD repeat domain 49 (gene WDR49). The transcript is spliced from 19 exons. Gene Ontology annotation, molecular function: calcium ion binding; protein binding. The record is from RefSeq and is a predicted model, not a curated record. The coding region runs from base 64 to 3237 and encodes 1057 amino acids. Lineage: Eukaryota; Metazoa; Chordata; Mammalia; Lagomorpha; Ochotonidae.
UGUUGGAGGAAAAGAAAAAAAAAUCAGAAUCGUUGAAGGCUGCAGAAAAGAAGUGAAACCAUUAUGAGUUACCAGAAGCCUGUACUUGAGUUAAACACAAGGCCACAGCCUGGGCCAAGGAGCCCUGAAAGAGCAGAGGCUGUAACUGCAGGUGAAGACUAUGGCACACACCUACUCGAAAACCAGCUCCGUGUGGGUGACUUUGUGAAAAUACAGAGAGCCUUCGAGCCCCCAGAGCCAAGCAAAAUCACUUGUAUGUCCAGAGAAGAGUUCAUGCAAACGAUGCCAGAGGUUGUCGGUUGGGGCUCCGAGGAAGACUAUGGGAAGCUCUUUGACAGGGUGGAUGUGACCCGGGAUGGUUUCAUUAACUGGGACAAGCUGAACACUUUUAUGCUGCUAUCCCUUUAUGAGAAAGAUGAACACAUGAAGGCAACUGUGGUACCCCAGUGGAAGGAUCUUGAGUUCCUUGCAGGAAAACAUAAGGACACCAUUCAAAAUGUCGUUUUCUUAAGAAGUUUAAGCCGUUACUUGACGAUCAGCAAAGAAGGUUUAGUUGGAUUCUGGGACGAGAAUUUGAAACUGCAAGAAACAUUUCCCAUCACUUCUGAUGUCAUGAAGCUCAAACACCUGUGGGUGACAAGCCUGGUUUCCCUGGAAAAUGUAAACAAGGUAGCAGUGGCUCUCACAAGUAAAGAGAUUUGCUUCUAUGACCUGCUGUCCAGUGAAGAGUUAUCUUGUCAAUAUAAACUGCAAGGCCUGAAGGCAGCACCGAUUUGUAUGCAUUAUUGGUAUGACCCUGGAGACGCCAACACAUCUGUCCUUUCUUUUGGGGAUGUAACUGGGAAGGUGCAGGCAAUUGUUUUUACAGCAGCCUCAAUUUCUCUGUUUGAAAGUCCUGGGAAUGUGUGUGAGGAUGAAGAAGCCACAGUGAUCAUCAACUGGGCAGAGUUGCUCUCUGGAAAUCACAAAUGUUGCCACGUCCUACAGCACAAGCUUCAUCGUGGAGACUGGGUCAGGCAAGUCAUGUACAGUGCGUCUUUAGAAGCUAUCAUUUCCAGUACAACCAGCAAUGCAAGUACUGUGGUGUUGGCUUGGAGAGAGAAACCAAAAAAGGUUCUGAAAAUGACAUCCUUCAACAUUGACCAGGGCAUUCAUGCUUUUGAUUACCACUCUCGGCUCAAUUUAAUUGCAACUGCUGGCAUUAACAAUAAAGUUUGCCUCUGGAAUCCCUAUGUUGUUUCCAAGCCAGCGGGUGUCCUUUGGGGUCACUCUGCCAGCAUCAUAGCUGUGCAAUUCUUUGUUGAAAGAAAACAACUUUUCAGCUUCUCUCAGGACAAAGUUUUGAGACUCUGGGAUGUUCAACACCAGCUGUCCAUCCAGAGAAUAGCUUGUGCAUUCCCCCAAAUUCAGGAUUUCCAGUGCCUUUUUCACUUUGAUGAAGCCCGUGGUCGCCUCUUCAUCUCGUGUAAUAACCAGCUGGCAUUGUUGGCAAUGCAGAGUGAAAUCAGCAGGAGGGUGAGAAGCCACGAGAAGGCAGUCACUUGCGUUCUUUACAGUUCACUUCUGAGACAGGUAAUCAGCUCUGAUGCGGGGUCCACCGUUUCCUUUUGGAUGAUAGACACUGGGCAGAAAAUCAAACAGUUUACCAGUUGCCAUGGCAAUGCAGAAAUCAGCUCUAUGGCCCUUGAUGCAAAUGAGACCCGGCUUUUGACUGGCAGCACAGAUGGCACUAUAAAGGUGUGGGACUUCAGUGGGUUUUGCCAUCACACACUCAUUGUUGGGCAAGAUGGAGCUGUGGAGAUUUUGCAGAUCCUUGUUCUAAAGAAGACAAUACUGGUUACAGGCUGGCAGAGGUAUGGAUUUGCUUCAUUAAAGCGAAUAAAGCAAGCUAUUACUGUGUUUCGACCCCAGAACUUCAAGCAAUUUUUCAUCCAGCCAGAAGUGUGGAAAGGCGGAGUACAACAUCAGGACGACAUUCUUUGUGCUGCGUUUUCACCCCCACAAAUCCUGGCAACAGGAAGUUAUGAUGGAGAAAUUGUUCUGUGGAACAAUAGCACAGAAAAUGCUCACCAUGUCCUCCAUCCAAAGUACCAGACGCUGGUCAAAUCACAGCCAGAUUCAAAGCCUCAGAGAUGUCUCAGUGCUGGGAAUAGCUGCUCCAUCCGUCUCCAGGCAGAUCAGGCUUGCCGAGGACCCUGGUCUAUCCAGGUGGACACCGAGGGUAAUCAUGCCGUCACGAGGCUCUGCUUCCUUGAAGCACGAAAAAACAUUGCGGCAACAGGAGGAUCCAACCUGGUAUCAUGUGGAGGAUCUGGUUAUGUUAGAUUCUGGGAUACAUUUAAGAAGCAACUUCAGGCUGAAUUUGUGGCUCAUAAUGGAGUUGGACCCAUUAUUAUGUGUACUGAUAAACUAAAUCGCUACCUCACCACAGGAGAUCUGGAUGGGAGAUUGAAGAUCUGGAAUAUAGAGGAAUACUGUCUGAACUCCAGCGAGAGGAGAAUUGCAGAGGCCCCACCUCUGCUGAGAUCCUUCCAGCCACACGAGGACCGGAUUAGUUCCCUGGCCAUGUGUGAGGUGGGAGGCUGCGUGCUUGUCCUCUCGUCCUCUGCAGACGGCAGUGUUUGUGUGACUGGCAUCUGUGACACGCCUGUUUGCAUCUUUGGCCAGGCAAAACAUUGGAAUAUUGAAAACUAUCUUUUUCUUCCCGAAAGAGAUACUGAUUUAGAGGAAGGUGAUGUUCAAAAGAAAGAAGUAAGAGCAAUUCCUGUGUUUUCUAAGGAAAAGUCAUGUUUAGAGCCAAAAGAACAUUCUCCACUUAGUAAGGAAAUUACAGAUGACUCAACAUACCAACUCAGACCAUGUGAAGACAUAAAUUUAGUUAUGAACUAUAAGGAAAGAAAUAGUUAUAUGAAAAUCACGCAGGAACUCUCUUCUGGUGAGGCUGUACAGCAAGCACCCAGUGUGUUUAGACUCUUACAUGUGGGAUCCCUGAGAGAACUGCCUGUGGUGUGCAAACCCGCUUUCCUUCUGGACCCCGAGCAGUACUUCCGGGCAGAGGCACCAGACGACCAUCCCCCAUCCCCAGAGCUUCCGGCACUUUCCGAAAUUUUGAAAUCUGUAUUCGAUGAGAAAAACCUGUUCCCCAAAGACAUUCUGGAUCGUGAAAGAAAAGCCAAGCAAUUAUGUCAGGAAACCAGUUGUGAAAUGAAGAUAAGAAGAAAUAAGAAGCAACUUUAGUGGAAAAAAAUCAUUGUUUCAUAAUGUGAAUUUAUAAAAUGCUGAAAUCAUCUGGAAUGUAGUCCUUUGGUUUCAUUUUGCUUUUGGUUUCAUAGUUGCGUGGAGCUUUAGC